AUGGCUAGGACUGGUGUUCAAACGUGGCUGAAGGUUGUGUGUGUGCUGUCUGGAAGUAUAGUAAACGCGAUGGUGAUGCCAGGAUUAUGUCCUUCGGUGAAGGAAAAGGAUGAUGUGGACCUUGAGCAGUUCAUGGGAACGUGGUACGAAGUCUUACGGACGCCGUUCAUCAUGGAGUCCUUCGUGAACUGCGUCAAAUUUCACUACCUCGACAAGGGCGACACUGACAACAUCGCAGUGCGACUCAAAGGAGAGAGGGCAACUGUCUCAUCAGUCUUCUCAACAAACGACAGAGGUACUGCUGUUGUCAUCGACGGAGAAAUCAACGUCAAAGAUGGAAAACCGGGGAGCAUCACUUUGAAAGCAAACUCUUUUAAGUACACGUCGCCAAUGAGAGUAGUGGCCACAGAUUACACCACAUACGCCGUGCUGUGGGCCUGCGAAAACAACCUUAUCAGUGGUAUCGCUCGUAGAGAAAAUAUCUGGGUGUUAUCGAGAACGUACACACUGAACGUUACGAUGCAAAAAGUGAUCAUGGACCAUUUGAAGAAAGAAACUUACUCGUCCUACUUCCUCCUGCCCACGGAUCAGAGGAACUGCGUUGGCCGCUUGUGAACUGUCCUUACCGACCAACAAACCCGGGCUCUCCGUACAGCAAGGACGGACGGAGGACUUCGAACGCAGCAUUCUUCC
This is a messenger RNA of Ornithodoros turicata, 693 nucleotides long. RefSeq names its product lopap-like. Gene Ontology annotation, cellular component: cytoplasm. The transcript is spliced from 6 exons. The record is from RefSeq and is a predicted model, not a curated record. Gene Ontology annotation, molecular function: pigment binding. The coding region runs from base 1 to 615 and encodes 204 amino acids. NCBI's taxonomy places the organism in Eukaryota, Metazoa, Arthropoda, Arachnida, Ixodida, Argasidae. Gene Ontology annotation, biological process: response to reactive oxygen species; lipid metabolic process.